Messenger RNA from Cylas formicarius (sweet potato weevil), 6887 nucleotides. It is a transcript of the gene orb2, whose product is annotated as cytoplasmic polyadenylation element-binding protein 2. The transcript has 7 exons. The record is from RefSeq and is a predicted model, not a curated record. Gene Ontology annotation, molecular function: translation factor activity, RNA binding; mRNA 3'-UTR binding; mRNA regulatory element binding translation repressor activity. Gene Ontology annotation, cellular component: nucleus; synapse; cytoplasm. NCBI's taxonomy places the organism in Eukaryota, Metazoa, Arthropoda, Insecta, Coleoptera, Brentidae. Gene Ontology annotation, biological process: negative regulation of cytoplasmic translation. The coding region runs from base 269 to 2368 and encodes 699 amino acids.
CGUGGCAGCACUGCGCCGAAGCUCGUUGUAGUUGCUCGAUGCUCGUUUAGUUCCCAUUCCUUGGCUCGCUGAUAGCAAGCUGGAUCGUCGCAAAUCGCCUACCCUCGGGUAUCGUGGUCGGCCGGUUGGCUCUGACAUCAAAACUAGUGACACCAACAUGAAAGUGGGCUUGUUUCACUGACUAAGUGUUCAUGUUCACGAGUGAAUGUCUCAUAUAUGACAUAACUAAAAACACGGCGGCUGGCCUUCACGACAGUGACGUGCACUAAUGGGGGAAUUUAGUUUGAGUGGUAAUACUAACAUCGGUUUAAGUGCAGUGGAAAUAUCGGUGAACCCGCCCAAGACGAGCCAGAACACGAUUUUCUACUCGUCUACCACACCUACGACUGCGAGCAGUAACGGCACCGAGCUGAUAAUCCAGGCGAAGAGUUACAGUGCUAUAAUGCAAGAUGAUUCCGCUGACAAAGCUGUGGCAGCUGUCAGCGGCCCGAAUGGAGAUGACUUGUCAAUUACGGUGUCGUCAGUUGUUGGUUCAGCGAUCACCACGACCGUUACGACGUCAGCUGAUAAAAACGCGACGUCUUCGUUAUCCGCCAAAGAUAACGACGUAUCUUCGAACACCAGCGUUAACGAUAUUUCGGAAAAACUCAACGAACAAGUAGUAUCCGCGCCCAACAAAUCGGUUUCCUCGCUUCCGCCGUUUUUUCAUCCUGCCGAGCCCGCCACUCCAGCUGGAGCCUUAUGGUCGACCGCGAUCGAGGAUGGUUUCGUGCCUAAUUUGGCUGGAGUGAACGGGAUGGGGUUCCAAAAUUUCCCGUCGCCGAAUCAACAACAACAGUUGUUCAGCAACAAUCUCAGCCAAAAUCAAGUUAAUCAAACCCGGCGAGCUAUAACUGCUAGCCACAACUUCCCACCGCAGAUGGGCAGACAGCAGUCGCUAUCAAAUCAUCCCCUAUAUGCUAAAGGUUACGGGUCGUGGAACAAUCCGCCGCCUGGUCCACCCGGUCAAAGUUGGUCUCCAACCGCGAACACUACCGGUAACACAUCUGCCUGGAAUCGAGGAAGAAGUGUACCGAAUUUAACGCCUCUUCAGCAAAUGGGAGUUGGUAUGGCCACCGGUCGCAAGCCAAGUCCCACUUUUAACCAGCAGCAGGUGAUAUCGCCUGUGAAAUUCAGGAGGAGUACUUCUUAUCCGGGGAAAGGGCCGUUUCCGCAACCCCCUACGUUCGAAAUCACCAACAUGGACGAAGCCAGAGAAUUGCUACCUUUUCAGGAUCGUUGUGGUGUUGUGAGUGCAAAUGGUAGUAGCCCUUUAGAAAAUAUGAGGGGUUUCGAACACUAUUUGAAUGACAUUAUGAGUCCACAGUCCAAUUCGACUGAUUUAAAAGGAUUCAUUAAUACAAACGCUUUCCAAUCUUUGCAGUUACACGGCAAAUCAUCGUAUUUUCCGGGACUAGACGAUCAGGCUGGACCUGUAUUGUUAGAAGAACCGACCCAUUUAGUUGAUGGAACUUUAGGCACUCAACCGUUAAGUUCACCUUCGCGAUCUUCACCGCACUCUCAAGGAUCGGAAGGAGGUGAGAGGUUUUCGAGGAAAGUUUUCGUCGGCGGUCUACCUCCCGAUAUAGACGAAGACGAAAUCACGGUCAGCUUUAGAAGAUUCGGACCUCUCGUCGUCGAUUGGCCACAUAAAGCCGAAAGCAAAUCGUAUUUCCCUCCUAAAGGAUACGCUUUUCUUUUGUUUCAGGACGAAAAUUCCGUUCAGAGUCUGAUUGAUGCUUGUAUAACUGACGAGGAUAAAUUAUAUCUAUGCGUAUCAUCACCAACAAUUAAAGAUAAACCGGUACAAAUAAGACCUUGGCGAUUAUCCGAUGCGGAUUUCGUUUUGGACGCCUCGAUGCCAUUGGACCCCAGGAAAACCGUUUUCGUUGGUGGUGUCCCGCGACCCCUUAAGGCUGUUGAAUUAGCGAUGAUUAUGGACAGGCUCUACGGAGGCGUGUGCUAUGCUGGCAUAGACACUGAUCCGGAGCUGAAAUAUCCGAAAGGAGCUGGACGAGUAGCAUUUAGUAAUCAACAAAGUUAUAUAGCAGCCAUUAGUGCUAGGUUUGUGCAAUUGCAACACGGAGAUAUCGAUAAGAGGGUAGAAGUGAAACCCUACGUGUUGGAUGAUCAGAUGUGUGACGAAUGUCAAGGACAACGUUGCGGUGGAAAGUUCGCGCCAUUUUUUUGUGCUAAUGUCACUUGUCUACAGUACUACUGCGAACACUGUUGGGCAACAAUUCAUUCUCGCCCGGGGCGGGAGUUUCAUAAACCAUUGGUGAAGGAGGGUGCAGAUAGGCCAAGGGCUGUGCCAUUCCGCUGGUGUUAACGUAAGGGCAUAUUUUAAAACAGCGGUUGCGUGCCACGCCAGCCCCACUAGCUUAUUACCAUACACUGAUGGCGGCGGUGGCUUGCCGGAAAUUUGCAUAGGCAUAAAUAUUAUCUAGUAGCAAUUAUACAUAUUUAAAAAAAAUAUACAUGUAUAACCAAUUUAUCUCCUGUAAUGAUAGGGCCGGGCGGUAGUCAGACGAUUUCAUCUGCACCAGCAAUCCGGGGCGUUGUUCUAGUUCUCGAAUGUCGUUUGGACGCUUUUUUUAACGGACCGAUCAAAACGCGACCUUUCUAGUAUCCAAGUAGUUCUAAAUUCGAUUCGGUUCACCCCUGAUAAGUAGUAGUGGCACUACUGUACGGGGAGUUCAUUCUAAACGUACCCACUCGUACCAGCGAACAUUAACAAAAUAAAAAUAGCCACUUUCCCAGUGUUCGUCUUUCGGGACUCAGCGUACAAACGUAAUAAAACUGGGAUUGCGAUUUGCGACCCAUCAUCUCGAACGGUUUCCAUCUAAUGGAAAACGGAAAAUGGCUCUUUUUUUCUCGUUAAGGUGUGGUUCGCGAGCUCCAAAACAUGGAGUUUAGAAAUGCGUAUGUCAUAUCUGAAAAACGGUCUCUAGACUUUUAAUUUAAAAACCAAAUGGAUUAACAAAUUCAGAGGAAUAAUAUACAGCAAAAUCUAAAAACUCACUUAGAUUACAUCUCGGGCCUUAAAGCCCCAAUUAGUAUGAUGAGAUUAUAUAUGUUAAAGUGAAAAAAUAUUUUAGUUAGCAUUGUUGAUUUUCAUAGAAUCCAUACCAUCAGUUGGGAAUUUGGCGCUCGUAUAUAUGAAUGUAACCUUAAGCCUGCUUCAUAAUGCAAACUUUCCUGUUCAAUAUUGCCCGGAGCUUUUUCGUGUAACCUAGAAAACCUAUAUUUAUAACCUAUAAAUUAGGGUUCAGGGCGGAAAAUCAGAAGUGUCUUUACGAAAAAUCAAAAAUGUUGCACAGAAAAUGUCUUUCCAAUUUUCAAAAUGGCAGAUAGGAAAGCUUGCGUUUCGAGUCGUUUAAAUGUGACAUUUGCAUACUACCACCCCCUUUAAUGCAUCGUAGCGUGGAAAUAUUUGCACGAUUUUUAAAUUCCAAUCGUAGCAAGUAAUUUGCUUACAAUUUAUUAUUUUUUUAUAUCUUUUUUUGCGAAUAUCGUUCUGAAUUUCGCUUUAAGGCCGCCGCGACCAAAAUGGAAAUCAAACCUGCAAAUGUUUUAUUCGUUCAAGAUAAUUUUUUGAAAUUUCUGCCUUGUUGGUUUUUCAUCUGCGUCGGAAACGCAAAAGUAGCAAAACUAAUCUUAAUAAAUUUAAUUAAAUAUCAGUAGAAAUAAAAAUAAAUAUACUAUAAAAUAAUUUUAUAAAAAAAUAUAUAACCUUAUAACUUCGCGAACGCUAUAUUAAUUAAAUAAUUUAAAAACAUUUUUUUAGAAAGUUACAUUGAAAUACUAAAAGUGGUUUAAUAUCUAGGUACAUUGUUAUUUUUUACAAAAGAGCGCUUUUUUGUCUAUGAUAUUUAGAUUUAUUUAAUACUUAAAAACUGUUGCCUUCAAAAAACUGACGAAAAACAUUGGAAGUUGGUGCAACUAGUAGAAUGUUAGAACGUUAUUUUUUAUUUGGUUAAAAUUUUUAAGUUAAUUUAAGUGUCGAAGGAUAUUGAAUGUUUUUGGUGUAUGUAUGUAUAAGGUCAAAUCAAAUUUCGUUUGCAGUGGAUAGUAGUAGUAGAAUUUACUCAUAAGAUAUUAACCCACGACCAGAUUCUUCAAUUCAUAAUUGGAACAACACACAAAUCUACCAAUUGUGCCUUUUUUUUAAUCUAUUAUUCGAAGUGCUUAUUUUUCGAUACGUGUGUCACUCUAUUCGUAAAAGUUCUCAUAGAUACAGCUUCUGAGGUAAUCUUUCGAUACGAUGCUCUCGAUAUACGUACAGAGGUUAUCUGACCUCGGAGGCAAUAUACAGGGUAUCUCAGGAAUGAUUUUAUAAAACGAUAAUCGUAUACAGGCGACGGAAUUUAGAUGUAUCCAUAUUCUAAAAAAAGAACACCGAUCUAAGAAGCGUCCACUCGCAAAUCGAUAGACGCUGAAACUAACGCGGCAUAGUCAGAAUUUUUUUCAGGGUAUUGUAUAUACUAGUCUAAUGAAAGCGGAUAUACUGUGCAGAAGACCGUUGCGCUUUCAAUCUAGUACCGCCCAGCUCGAGUACCUGAUCGGCAAACUUGCGUUAGAUUUUCUGCUGCCCUGCCAAAUUAUCCAAGCCUCCUUUUACAUUUCUUGACAACAUGGUCUUCAGUCGAUACCGUGUCCUACAAAAUCUACCCUAGCUGUUAUUGCCAAGACUAUUUAUCCCAAUCGGAUGACCGAAUACCUCUGGUGCUUGCCAAAAUAUUCUUUCCGCUAUUAAUUUUUCCUAGGUUAUUUUGCAAAGCGAGUUGGGAAUUUAAAAAUAACCUCUAUUUUUCUACAUCGAUAUAUUAUUUCUUUAAAAUUAUUAAAUUAAAUUAAAAUUAGUCGAAUAAGUAUCCCGAUGCAAGUAGUCGAUGUUCAAAAACCUAUAUCGGGGUGGUUAUGGUUACAAUUUAGAUUAGUUAAUGAGAUCUAAAUGACGCAUUCAAUUGGGCUCUCGAAGUCUUGGUGAUGUUUUAUGGCUUGCCGGAAGUGAUUUUGAAUGGUUAAUUGGUAAAUAGCUCGUCUGCGUAGUAAAAAAAAUUGUAUAGUACAACCAUUUGCCCAGAAAGCCUAAAUAUUGCACUUUUAUGUUUGUUUCGGUAUGCCUUUGUUUGCGACAGGAGUUAAGUUUACGUCGUAGUGUAACUCCGUGCUUGUUUAGGUGUGAGUUAUCGUAAUAUCUUCCAUAUUUAUUGACAUACUUUACAAAUGUUUCCUUUGGCAAAUUUAAAUGUCGUUUGAAACGCGUGUAUUUUUCUAGCGAUUUAUAUGGUUUUGUGUAUCGCGAAAGUGAACUGAAGGCCACGUGUCUUUGUUGUCAGCUUCCGCUUAGUGUCCGCCAUAAUAACUGCUGUCCUGUAAUACCCUUAUUUUCAUGUGUGAUAUCUAAACGUUUUUUAAUGUAUUAAAUCAAUUUUGCACGGAUAUGUAUAGUAUAUAUAAUAGUAUCAGCUAUUCUAAGACUUUGUAUUUUUUAAAUUUGAAUUUUUAUACUAAACUGUUACAAAUGGUGAUUAGUAGAAGUUUUGUGUGCAAUAAAAAUCCAGCCUCGGGUGGCGUUUUUAGAGUUUUAUCUUUUACUAUAAUUCAUAAAUAUAAUGUUUCCUAGGUAAUUAUGUAAAUAGCAGACCAAGUGGCGCAAUUCCAAACUGCACCCUCAACUAGUCAGGGCGGAGUAGUUUAACAAGAAACAAGAUUUUGUGUACGUAGUUUUUAAACAAAAUAGCUUACGAAUUUUGUCAAAAUAACGUUUAUCUCAAUACGCAGUGAGCAACGCUUUUCGUUGGGCGCCCAGCAAAUUUUAUUUUGACAAAUUUUAUUAGACACCGGCUUGAAUUGAAACCAUCUAAACGUGAUACGAACAUGUAUCGAUAUGAUUUGUAACAAUUUACACUCCUUUUUCUACAGUUUGUAUAUUUGCUGAAGCAUGGAAGUAGAUGAGGAAGGAAGACGUGAUGGGUAUUCUGUAGACCAUCAUCAACUAUCCGUUUUACGAGAUUUAGGAUAGUGCCGUCAGAUAAUUUCCACUGAUCGGUGCGCGUGCGUACGUUUCAUAUUUUUAAUAUGUAUAAGCUUCGUAUUUAUUGGAAAAUCUUUAAAGUUUUAUAUUUUUCACUUUUUAUAACUGUUUUAAUGAGAAAAAUAACGCUUUUUCGUUAAUAUUUUUGAAUGAAAAGGACCAGAAUUGCAACAACUUCAAAAUAACGUUGCAAUUAGUAGCCUGUUUCGCCAAUGAAAUUCGUACCGUUUUCUAAGAAAACUUUCCACAAUUUACCGUCGUCACCGAGUAUCUUUAUGUAGUUACUGAUCCCAGAGAUUAAAAUAGAUUAUAUAUUAUUGCUUAUAUAGUAAAUAAUGAUCAAACACUUCUCUAGGUUUUGUGGGGGGUUGAAAAAAAGGUGCAAAUUUCAACAAAUAUUCGUAGUUACCAUAUUUUUAGUGCAAUAUAUCGGGCUGUGUCUUGACUUGGCAUGGUGGCUCGAUCGUAGGGAUAGUCAAUUGUUUCAAAUUCUUAUUGUUGGUCUAUUGGUUAUCUCGGCAUUUUGCCUGUUUCAACCAAUGGCUGUUUGACUAGCACCAAAGUAGAUUUUUAUUCUAAUCGUAUUAUUUUUUUUGUAAUAGCGUAUUUUACAAAAUAUUUAAAUUGUUUUUAUAAUUAUUUUAUACACUUUUAUAUGUUUGUUAGUCGAUUUUGAGGUAAGGUUUGUAAACUUCUCGGGAAGUUCCUCGUUUAAUAUUUUGUUAGAUAUCAGACUUUUUAUGUUUUUUAUAAAUACUAUAUAAAAUGUCAAUUUGUGUUUAUUUGAUAAACUGCUGUUAAACUUCAA